This is a messenger RNA of Miscanthus lutarioriparius, 639 nucleotides long. Lineage: Eukaryota; Viridiplantae; Streptophyta; Magnoliopsida; Poales; Poaceae. The record is from the annotation of a GenBank genome assembly.
AUGGCCGGCCGGUGGAGGGCCCGGGCCCAAGUGCAGGACACCAGCGAUUCAGCCGUCGCCAAAGGUUCCCUAACACCCAUCAUGGGAAACGAUGCUGAAAACAUGAAAUGGCCUGCGCAUCUGCAAGACGACCUUGAUAACCAACAUGUUAUUUCUGAGGUUCACGGGACAGACUCUGAACCACUCAUCGAUCAGAUUAGGGCAAUACUGAGAUCAGUGAACGAUGGGGACAUCAGCAUCUCAGCAUACGACACCGCUUGGGUUGCUUUGGUAUCCAGGCUGGACGGCGGCGAGGGCCCAGAGUUCCCAGCCGCCGUCCAGUGGAUCGUAAACAAUCAGCUCCCGGAUGGCUCCUGGGGCGAUGCGGACUUGUUCUCUGCCUACGACCGUCUGAUAAACACGCUUGGGUGUGUUGUCACACUCACAAAAUGGUCUCUUGAACCUGAAAUGUGCAACAAAGGGCUCUCUUUUCUCAAUCAGAAUAUGUGGAAGUUAGCGGUGGAAGACGAAGAGUCAAUGCCGAUAGGUUUCGAGCUUGCAUUCCCUUCUCUCAUUGAAAUAGCUAAGAGUUUGGGCGUUGACUUCCCUUAUGAUCACCAAGCUCUACAGGGAAUAUACUCGAGUUGUCAUGAUUUGUGA